This is a messenger RNA of Sinocyclocheilus rhinocerous, 2148 nucleotides long. Its product is annotated as bone morphogenetic protein receptor type-1B-like. The coding region runs from base 282 to 1775 and encodes 497 amino acids. The transcript has 12 exons. Lineage: Eukaryota; Metazoa; Chordata; Actinopteri; Cypriniformes; Cyprinidae. The record is from RefSeq and is a predicted model, not a curated record. Gene Ontology annotation, biological process: protein phosphorylation; cell surface receptor protein serine/threonine kinase signaling pathway; cellular response to growth factor stimulus. Gene Ontology annotation, molecular function: ATP binding; transmembrane receptor protein serine/threonine kinase activity. Gene Ontology annotation, cellular component: plasma membrane; signaling receptor complex.
ACAGGUGAUCUGCAUUCUGAUUGGCUGCUGGCUGGUUAUGGAGCAUCCUUAUAUCAAAAAGAUUUCCAUCGCUCAGGGUUGGAUGGUUUGUGGGAGCUAAUGCAUGGGGGACAGCGAUACGUGUGCAGUCGGUGUGAAGCUGUGAUUGAGGCUGCUGUGGGGUGUGCAGUUUCUCACAUUCUGUAGAGGACACACAUACACACACAGAGAAACACUCAAGAGUGUGUGUUAGGCAGACAGCUGAGGGAUUCACUCGUUCGCUGGAGUUGCGCUCACAGAAGAUGGAUCUCUUGAGGACUUGCUUGCGUUGGGUCUGUGUGCUGGUCAUUGGACUUCUGGGACUUGUGGAGGAGAACUUGGCUAAUGUUCUGGACACCAUGCUGCUGAGGAAUUCUGGGAAGGUGGAAGAACGUCGGGAGACAGGAAGUGAUGCGCCGGCUCUACCUCAGCGCUUCCUGUGGUGUUACUGUUACCAUCACUGUCCGGAGGACUCCACUAAUAACACAUGCAGGACGGAUGGUUACUGCUUCACCAUGGUGGAGGAAGAGGGUGGAGCGGCUGUGGUGACGUCAGGCUGUCUGGGUCUGGUCGGAUCGGAGUUUCAGUGCCGAGUGAGUUACGUGGUGGGAGACAUUCAUCAUAUUGCUCUGCUCAUCUCAGUGACCGUCUGUAGCUUCAUCCUCACUUUCAUCAUCAUCUUCUGUUACUUCAGGUAUAAGCGUCACGAGUUAGUCCCACGCUACAACCUCGGCUUGCAUCCGGAUGAGACGUUAAUUCCUCCGGGAGAAUCCCUGCGGGAUCUCAUAGAGCAGUCCCAGAGCUCCGGCUCAGGGUCAGGACUCCCCCUGCUGGUGCAGCGCACUAUAGCCAAGCAGAUCCAGAUGGUGACACAGAUCGGGAAGGGCCGUUAUGGAGAGGUGUGGAUGGGGAGAUGGAGGGGAGAGAAAGUAGCUGUGAAAGUCUUUUUCACCACAGAGGAGGCCAGCUGGUUCAGAGAGACAGAGAUAUAUCAGACUGUGCUCAUGAGACAUGAGAAUAUACUGGGGUUCAUAGCGGCCGAUAUUAAAGGCACAGGCUCAUGGACUCAGCUCUACCUCAUCACCGACUACCACGAGAACGGCUCUCUGUACGACUAUCUCAAAUGCACCACACUGGACAGCCGGGCCAUGCUGAGACUGGCGUACUCGUCCGUCUCCGGCCUCUGCCACCUUCACACGGAAAUCUUUGGCACGCAGGGCAAACCGGCCAUCUCUCACAGAGACCUGAAGAGCAAGAACAUCCUGGUGAAGAGGAACGGCGCCUGCUGCAUCGCUGACCUCGGCCUGGCCGUCAAGUUCAUCAGCGACACUAAUGAAGUGGACAUCCCGCUGAACACACGCGUGGGCACCAAACGCUUCAUGGCUCCUGAAGUUCUGGACGAGACUCUGAACAGGAACCAUUUUCAGUCCUACAUCAUGGCCGACAUGUACAGCUUCGGUCUCAUUCUGUGGGAGAUCGGCCGCCGGUGUGUGUCUGGAGGUAUCGUAGAGGACUAUCAUCUGCCGUAUCAUGAUCACGUUCCUAAUGACCCGUCAUAUGAAGACAUGCGAGAGGUGGUCUGUAUUAAGAGAAUACGGCCGUCUUUCCCCAACCGCUGGAGCAGUGAUGAGUGUUUGAGGCAGUUGGGGAAGCUCAUGACGGAGUGUUGGGCUCAUAAUCCGGCCUCUCGUCUCACCGCCCUGCGGGUUAAAAAGACACUGGCCAAGAUGUCAGAGUCCCAGGACAUUAAAGUCUGAUGAAAGACCAACAGCACUGACACUCACUGCCUGACGUGGGUUCAAACGGAGACGAACCUCCCAGAGAUCUCGUGUGGUCAGAGCUGAUGGUGGCACGUCUACGCUGUAUGAGGACCAGUGGGACGAAGCAGGACCUCAGCGAGCGAGAUCACAUGUCUGCCGUCCACGACUCGUAUGUCUUUUCACAGUCUGUUCAGCUCAUACAUGACAAUGGUUUUGGAUCAUAUCAGAUUUGUGUUGUCAGUCACUCAACAACUUUCAACAAGUUUCCCGCCUUUUUUGGUGGGCUGUGCCUUAUUUAUUUUGUAAAUAGAUGAAAAUGAGAGUGAAGCGUCAAUGUACUUGAAUAAAUGUUCUAAUGAGAAUGAAUGUU